ACUGGGUGCGACUUUAUCCUUGGCACUCCCUGGUCUCGCCAAUUCCGUGGCACAGAGGCCGAAUGGGCGACCAAGACACUCGUUCUCAAAACGAAGUGUGGUCAGACCCAUCGAGUCCCCUUCAUUGGAACCACAGGCGACACCCCUCCCGACCUACUUCCCAGGACCCUCGUUCCUCUGUGUCUCACCUAGACAUCGCGUUCACUUCUCCUCAUCAGUUUGUCCACUUCAUACGACAGGAGGACGUCACAUUUUACUCAGUGAACGUCAUGGAUCUUCUUCGAUACGAUCCACUCUGUCCCGAGGUUGAGCUCAUCUCAUUGGAGCCUGAUCCCGCUGACCCUUCCUCCAUCUUUGUGGCUCCCAUCUCCACAUCCACCUGUCAGCUUGCGGAUACCCCUUCGACGUCCCAGAUCCUUGUGUCGUCGACUGUCGAGUUCACUCAUACGUCUCGUGCCGACACAGGUGCCGAGAAACUCACGUGGUUCACGACCAACUUAGAGCCUGUCGUUCGUGAUUUGAUUCGAGAGUACAACGAUGUUUUCCCCCCGUAUUUCUCAUACAGCUGGAUUCCUCCCAUGCACGGUGUUGAGCAUUUUAUCAAACUCGUACCUGACUAUUGUGUCCACCAUCAGGCACCCUACCAACUCUCGAUUCUAGAGGCGAUGGAAUUCAAGCGUCAACUUGAGGAACUCCUUCGAUUGAGUUUCAUUAAACUCAGUAACUCCCCUUGGGGUGCACCCGUCCUCUUUGCUCGCAAAGCGGAUGGAACUCUUUGCCUCUGCAUUGACUACCGCGGUCUUAAUAAGUACAACUAUCCCAUGCCCCACGCGGAUGAACUGUUUGAUAGUCUGACAGACAAUCGCUUCUUUACGAAGAUCGAUCUUCGUAGCGGUUACCACCAGAUCCGCGUUGCCACAGAGGACCAGCCGAAGACCGUCUUUCGGUCGCGCUUCAGCCACUACGAGUUCACGGUGAUGUCAUUCAGCCUCACCAAUGCACCCGUCGCCUUCAAGACGGCGGUGAACGAUAUCUUCGAGGACAUCCAUGCAGAAUACGUUCUCAUAUACAUGGACAACAUCCUGGUCUACAGUCGUACCUUAGAAGACCAUCUCAGACACCUCCACGAUGUUUUACAAUGCUUACGCAAGCAUGACUUCUAUGCCAAGCUUAGUAAGUACCGCUUUUCCCAAAGCAAAGUAGACUUCCUAAGACACCAUGUGUCUGACCAGAGUCUCCACAUGGACGAUGCGAAGAUCACUCCUAUUGCAGAGUGACCCAUCCCCACAUCUGCCAAGCAGCUUCGCAGUAUCCUAUGC
Messenger RNA from Chara braunii, 1319 nucleotides. The record is from the annotation of a GenBank genome assembly. NCBI's taxonomy places the organism in Eukaryota, Viridiplantae, Streptophyta, Charophyceae, Charales, Characeae.